Exophiala viscosa is the source of this 959-nucleotide messenger RNA. RefSeq lists its product as uncharacterized. NCBI's taxonomy places the organism in Eukaryota, Fungi, Ascomycota, Eurotiomycetes, Chaetothyriales, Herpotrichiellaceae. The record is from RefSeq and is a predicted model, not a curated record. The transcript has 2 exons. Bases 238 to 606 code for a protein of 122 amino acids.
AAAAAGGUCUCGUGCGAAGUUUCGAGAUACGUGUACUCAUUACUGUGGUAUGGUGGGCAUUCAAAACCUCAACAGAUGACGUAUUCUUGCAUUGCAGCUCACAUUUGACUGCUUCAAAUAUUUCAGCUUUCUCUUCUCAAUUCGUAUCCCUAGGCAUAUCGAGAAACACAAAAUCACAAGUCUACAGCCUUACCAAACAAUUAUAAACGUCACAGACAACCUAUAUACUCACUCAAGAUGUCUGACAACACUUUCCACGUCACCGGCGAAGAUGUUCGGAAGAUGGAGUCCAAAGAGUCAAAGUUCCAUGAUGGCAAGACACCAGCCGACUCUGAUACUUCUGCCAUGAAGCAAAUCCUGUCUGAGCAAGAAAGCAAGCAAGACCAGAUCGACCGUGUCAAGGCGAACCUACCUCUACCAGACCAACCAGUUGGAGGAGCCAGUGCAGACCUUCAGUCAGCAGACCAACGUACCGUCAACGUUGGCAGUGGUGGUGUCAAUGUCAAGUUGGGCACGCACUCCAGUAAUGGUCUGAGAGAGCCUGCAACCGCCGAAAGCAGCGCGCGGAUCGAUGGCGAAGAGUGGAAGAAGGAGACUGCACCAUAAAUGGAGCAAAAACAGGGUCGAGGCGUUAAUUGUUCACCAGUUUGUAUUGUUGAAGGAGGAAUUGUGAAGACACUUAAAUGCCAUGCAAGCAUAAAGCUUGAAGUCAAGUGUAUAUAACCCGGAGGGAUCCACAUUAAAAUGAGACCUGUUGAAGCUCAGCUUUUCACGUCCUACAUGAUCUUGUCUCGAUCGUGCAUCCUGUGAAGUGCGUAGAGACCCUCCAGUGGGAUUUUAAGCGCUGUUUGUCUGACGGUAUUUCGGUCGGCAUGCGUACCUCAUUUGGUGUGGGCAGGUCAGCUGGAUCGGAACUGCUCUCAUUGUGUAGCGAGGUAUCUCAGGCUCGUGAACGUCGG